AUGUGUGAGGACAAGGAGGAGGUGCGGGGCGCGGCGAGCCCGAGCCCGCGGCGGCUGUGCUGGCCGCGCCGGCCGCCCGCGCCGCCAGCCGACACGCGCGGCCUCUGCUGCGCCAAGCUGCUCCGGAAGAACGGCAAGCCGAAGAAGGUGCUGUUGUUCCCGGAGGAGGGCUGGGCCCGCAGUGCGUCCUCCUCCUACUGGACGCUGCAGCCGUGCUGGUGGAAGAGGUCGCGAUGCAAAGUCGUUGAGGUCGCCGGCACUAGAAGACACAGUACGCACGCGAAGAUGGUGGUGAGCGGCGGCAACGCAGUGCACAUCGUGGGCACCUUCAAACACCUCGGCGCUGAUGCUGAUUUUAAGCUAUACCUGACGACGAACGUGACACAGGCGGACUUCAACAUGGGGUACACGAUGACGGGGACCCUGGAGCGCGGCUGCAAGUCCACCAACACCUUCCAGAUGACGCAUUUCGCAGUACUCCGCCGGUGCGACCACGACGCACAUCAUCUCAAGAACUCCUAGACGUUACCAUGUAAACGCGAAACAUUUUAUAACAAUGAUGUUGUGUUCCUAGUAAUUGCAUUUGAAAACAUCAUCACCCUAGCAUUAUCCCGUUUUUCACAGGGUCCGCUUACCUAGUAAUUUUAUUUGAAAAGAAAUACAAAUAUACUUUAUUGCACACAAUAUACAAAAUACAAAACAAGUUUUACGCACAUGGACGAAAGAUGCAGUACAAUCUGGCGACCUUAUUGCUAAGCAGCAGUUUCUUCCAGGCAACCAGUGGAAAGAAAACCGCAACAGUGUAAAAAACAAUAACGAACAAAGAUAGCACGCGAUCACAGCUCGAAUGAACUCUCUUAUUCUAAUCCUUUUAUCCCCUGUUGGGAUAUACGGCUCGAAUAGCAGAUUUCCACUCCUCACGAUCUUUUGCUAUUGCUGUAGCUUGCUCCGACAGUAUUUAAUUCCCGGUCAAACGAGCGUCGCCAGUAGAGCUGACAUGCGCAACGUGAUAAAAUUUUGUCACGAUCAUUUUAUCGAUUCUGACGAUAUAAGUAUGCCGUUUUGUUGAAUGCUCCUAUGUGAACCCACUCCUAUAUAUGAUUCUAUAUAUAAACUCUUAUAUAUGUGAACCCAAAUAAGUCAUGUCGUUCUGUCAAAAUACGGACAAAAUCACGUGCCAGGCAUAUUAGGGAAUAAACAAACUUAUCGAU
Pectinophora gossypiella (pink bollworm) is the source of this 1211-nucleotide messenger RNA. RefSeq lists its product as uncharacterized. Lineage: Eukaryota; Metazoa; Arthropoda; Insecta; Lepidoptera; Gelechiidae. The transcript has 4 exons. The coding region runs from base 1 to 522 and encodes 173 amino acids. The record is from RefSeq and is a predicted model, not a curated record.